Messenger RNA from [Torrubiella] hemipterigena, 1359 nucleotides. Lineage: Eukaryota; Fungi; Ascomycota; Sordariomycetes; Hypocreales; Clavicipitaceae. The record is from the annotation of a GenBank genome assembly.
AUGACCGACUUGCUUCAUAUCAUACCCUCAUUCCCUGCCGGACCGUUUGCGAAAAUACUAAAUGCUGUUGAGCAGCACAACUUCUCGACAACUGACCUCCUCGCCCUCCACCCCGCCGAUAUCGCCAAACAGACACGUGUGCCGUUGCUCGACCUCAAACGAUUUAUAGCUGCGAUCCAAGUAUCACUAUCUGAUGAUGUCACCGUCGAUACAGACUUUUUAGGCGAUACCGCUGGCUCGGCAGAGCAAGAGCUACCGAAACCAAGCGUAAUAAGCACACUGGACGAUGAGUUGGACGCGGCUCUCGGUGGCGGGAUCCCCGUCGGGUGCAUUUCAGAAUUUGCCGGCGAAAGCGGUGCUGCAAAGACACAGUUCUUGCUCUCGCUCAGCUUAGCUGUACAGCUUCCCCAGCCUCGCGGGCUCGGAAAGAACGCCCUCUACAUCUCGACGGAAUCUAGCUUGGCCACGCGUCGGCUUGCGCAGAUGCUCGCCAACCACCCCUUGUUGAAGGACCUCGAGGGUGGCGCAAAGCCGUCACUCGACAAUAUACUUAGUACUAUCACACCGGACCUCGAAUCCCAAGACCAUAUUAUCGAAUACCAGGUUCCAGUCCUGGUUGAGCGACACAAUGUUGGCCUGAUCAUUCUGGACUCGGUGGCUGCCAACUACCGCGCCGAAUUCGAGCAUAAGGGCUCAAGAGGAUCAGUAAUGGCUGCAAGAAGCGCGCAGCUUGUCAAACUUGGCGCAGUACUCCGUGAUUUGGCGAGAAUCCAUGGCCUGGCUGUCGUUGUUGCGAACCAGGUGGCAGACAGGUUCGACUCGGGGCCGUCGACCAAUAUGCUGCGGCAUGCUCCGCCUAGAAUGAAUCCAAUGGUACCACCGGAGAGUCCAUUGGCUUCCAGGAGCAAUCCGAUGCCCCCGCCAUCAACAUUUUCAAGCACACCGAGCUCAUCUAUGCCGUUUCCCCCAUCAGAAGAGGAGGUUGUUCCUCCAACGCUGCAUCUGGACCACCAACAACGAUGGUUCACAGGCUGGGGUGACGAACCUUACUCCUCGCACUCGCUAAAGACGCCUAGCUUGGGAUUGGUAUGGUCUACGCAGAUAUCGUGCCGUGUAGCGUUGUUCAAGCGGCCUGUAUAUGGUCGACCCAGACGCGUCGCUGCCCCGUUGCAAGCGGGCGACGAUGACGAUGCUGAUCUUGCGCCAACACUGAAAUCAUGGCGGAGGUGGAUGAAGGUCAUCUUUGCACCGCACGCUGGCGCUUCUGGCCAGGGAAUUUCAGACGCUACCGAAUUCGAAGUCACAGCUGCCGGACUAAAGGCGGUCCACCGGCCAGUGAAGGCAGAACAGGCGGCAUGA